GCACUCCUUAGCAUAUUAGCAGAGCCAGCUCAGACCCAGAGAGAGCGCUGGCCAGAACAGAUGGUGCAUGGAGUUUCUCUAGCACCUUCCCACCUGCUACACAGCUCUGCAUUAACUACCUCUUUACCCACUACUGCUAGCAAUCUUUAACCGGCACCUUUUUUUUUAAAAAAAAAAAAUUAUUAUUAUUUAAACAUUGCAACAAUUUUAUAUAAAAAUAAGGAUUUAGAGAAAGCAAGAGAAUUCUUUUUUUUUUUUGUAUAUGUUUUGUAUCUAUGCACUGGAGUUAGAGGGGCAGCCUGCGAAGACUUGGAUGCUUUAUUUAUAGCGGCUGGUGAAUUCGCUUGGGACCAUGCACACCGUGCAAAAAGACACAACUUUCACCAAGAUUUUCGUGGGGGGUCUCCCGUAUCACACGACGGACGCCUCUCUCCGGAAAUAUUUCGAUGUUUUUGGGGAUAUCGACGAGGCGGUGGUCAUUACGGACAGACAGACGGGAAAGUCGAGGGGAUACGGCUUUGUGACCAUGUCGGACCGAACUGCUGCAGAAAGAGCGUGUAAAGACCCAAACCCCAUUAUUGACGGCCGUAAAGCCAACGUCAACCUCGCGUACCUAGGAGCCAAGCCAAGGAACCUGCAGAGUGCAUUUACUAUAGGAGUCCAGCAGUUACACCCAGCCUUCAUCCAGCGACCAUUCGGGCUGACGCCUCAGUAUAUCUACCCACCCGCCAUCGUCCAGCCAAGUGUGGUCAUCCCAACGCCAAUCUCUUCCCUGCAGUCUCCAUAUAUUGACUACAAUGCUGCUACUCAAGCCUACACCCAUUACACCACUGCGGCCUAUGAACAGUAUCCCUAUGCAGCCUCCCCGGCAACCGGAUACAUGGGCUAUGGAUAUACUAGCGCAGUCCAGCAGCCGAUUUCCGCUACUCCCACCACCGGAGCUCCUCCCACUGCGUACAUCCAAUACCAGCCUCAACAGCUCCAGCCUGACCGAAUGCAGUAAAACGCACGCAGACACUAGAUUCCUUGUUGCCCCCCAGCCAAUGGAUGGGGAGAAAUGUAACAAUAAUAAUAAUAAUACAAGAUGGGGAAAGUGUUGCGAAUAACACAGUAAGAAAAUGCUGCAAUUAAGUUCUGUGGAUCCCUGAGCUUUCAGUUCUGCUCCAGGCAUUAUUGGUGGGUCAUGCGCGUUUAGGACAGGUCAUGGUGUUCUUUGGCAGAUUCUAGGCAAGAAGAGAAGCUUGUUGGCUACAGAAGAAUAAAACUGGGGGGCGUUAACUCUAUGCCUCAUCUCUGCAAAAAAAAAAAUUCAAUAAAAAUUUUAAUAAAAAAAGAAAAAAAACAAACAAAAAACCACAAGGAUCUUCAUAAGGUACUCUGAACACAGAAAUAAUUAUUAUUUUUGGGGUGGGGACUAAAAAUAUAAUACUCAGCAAUGCCUUAUAGAAAUAACUAUUUUUUUGAAUAUUUAUUGCAAAAAAGAAAAAAAAAAAACCCUCCCCGUAUUUUUCACCUGAGCUGUGAAUUGCUGUCUGACAUUAAAGCAAGCACCCACCUCAUUUAAUUUUUUUUUUUUUUUUCCCCUAAAUUAUUGUAUUUUUUUUUUUUUCUUAAUUUGCUGACUAUUUCAAUAUGCAAUUGGCGGAGCACGGACUUGGACAGAAAUCAGCGCUGGUUCGUCCGGCGCGGGAAAGGCAAGAGCAGGGGCCGCCGUAGUCAAAGCACUGUAAUAUUUUAUUGUAACUGUUAAUUCAGUUCAGAUACUUCUAUUAAAGUACAUGUAUAACU
This is a messenger RNA of Xenopus laevis (African clawed frog), 1788 nucleotides long. RefSeq names its product RNA binding motif protein 38 S homeolog (gene rbm38.S). Gene Ontology annotation, cellular component: nucleus; cytosol. The record is from RefSeq and is a predicted model, not a curated record. The coding region runs from base 353 to 1003 and encodes 216 amino acids. Gene Ontology annotation, biological process: regulation of RNA splicing. Lineage: Eukaryota; Metazoa; Chordata; Amphibia; Anura; Pipidae. The transcript has 4 exons. Gene Ontology annotation, molecular function: nucleic acid binding; mRNA 3'-UTR binding; RNA binding.